GGCGGGUAUGGGUACGGGAGGGCUCCAAUGGAAAGCGUGAGCGAUAUAAAGUCCAAGUCGAAGAGCAUAGACUCCGUCCACACGCCACUUCCAGCGGAUUCGACACCAACGCUUGUUUAUGGCGACUCAUCGACUGGUCGCCCUACGUAUACUCCUAGGCCCACUCAUGCCCACAAUGCUUCUGAGAUUUUCUAUCCAACUGGAACAGGACAUUAUACCUCUGUGAAACCCAGUCCAACUGGGCCAUCUAAUUCUUCCUGCGCUCCGUACUGGCUUGAAAACAUCAAACAUCAAGGUCUCGCAUCUUUCAACGCAGAUCCGGCCUCGUAUCAGGUGUUCAGGAAUGUGAAGGAUUUCGGCGCAAAGGGUGAUGGAGUCACGGAUGACACUGCAGCCAUUCAGCGGGCUAUCACGGAAGGUAAUAGAUGUAGGCCAGGCUUCUGCGAAAGUUCGACGACUACACCGGCUGUCGUGUACUUCCCUGGUGGCACGUACUUGAUCUCCGCUAGUAUUAUGGAUUAUUACUAUACUCAGAUUAUUGGGAACCCAAACUGUCUUCCAACCAUCUUGGCUGCAUCCAACUUCACUGGCGGCCUAGGCUUGAUCGAUGGCUCUCCGUACCAGGGAUCCGGUCCACGCGUUGGUAAGACGGGCUAUGGACCUACAAACACUUUCUUCAGGCAGAUCCGUAACCUCGUCCUUGAUAUGACUCAACUCCCUGCCAACUUUUCUGCCACCGGUAUCCACUGGCCCACGGCGCAGACGACCAGCCUGCAGAAUAUUGUGUUCAACAUGAAUGCUGCUAAUGGAACGUUACACCAAGGUCUCUUCAUUGAGGAGGGCUCUGGAGGCUUCAUGACUGAUUUGGUCUUCAAUGGUGGUAAUUAUGGGUUUAAUGUUGGCAAUCAACAAUUCACGACCCGCAAUCUUACAUUCAACAACGUCAAUACAGCCAUCAAUCAGUUGUGGGAUUGGGGAUGGACUUACAAGAGUGUUUCGAUCAACAAUUGCCGCGUUGGUCUGAACAUCUCUGCUGGCGGUCCUUCAGCUGUCAAUGUUGGCUCCAUUGUGUUGUUGGACAGCGAGAUCAACAAUACACCUAUUGGUAUCGUUACCUCUAGGACCGACGAUUCUGAGCCUGAUAGUGCUGGAAGUCUGUAUUUGGAGAACGUUAAGCUGAACAACGUUGGAGCUGCUGUAGUCGGACAGGAGGGUAUAUAUCUGGAAGGAUCCUUCGGCCCCUCGGUCAUCAGCGCUUGGGCUGACGGCCACCGAUACCUCCCUCAUGGCCCAAUUGAGGAGCGAGGCCCGAUCACUCCUAGUAAGCGACCAAUCGAGCUACUCGAUGCCCAAGGAAAGUACUACGAGCGAUCCAAGCCGCAGUACGGCUCCGUCCCAUUAUCACAGGUUCUCAGUGCUCGAGACCUCGGUGCUACGGGAGACGGCGAGACUGACGACACAGACGCACUGAAUGCUGCGAUCUUGAAUGCUAAAAAGGAGGGCAAAAUCCUCUUCCUCGAUGCGGGUUUCUACAAAGUUACCGGUACCAUCUACGUUCCCCCCGGCUCCAAGAUCGUCGGCGAGGCUCUCGCCUCAGUAAUCCUCUCAGCUGGCGAAUACUUCAACGACAUCGACGCCCCCCAAGUCGUUGUGAAGAUCGCACUACCCGGUGAGCAGGGCACAGUUGAGCUAUCAGACCUUUUCGUCAGCACACAAGGACAACAAAAAGGAGCCAUUCUCAUUGAGUAUAACCUUGCAUCCUACGGCGCAGAACCGGCUGGCUUAUGGGAUGUACACACCCGCAUUGGAGGCUUCACGGGCUCUAACCUGCAGACUGCGCAGUGCGAGAAGACGCCUAAUGCCAACAUCACAGAAGGAAAUCUCGUCGAGGAGUGCAUUGCUGCGUACAUGGCAAUUCACGUCACCAAGUUUGGAACAGGAUUGUACAUGGAGAAUAACUGGUUGUGGACCGCAGACCACGACCUGGACGAUGCAACGAACAACAACACACAAAUCACCAUCUAUGCUGGUAGGGGUCUGUACAUCGAGAGUCAGCGAGGCGUUUUAUGGUUAUACGGCACAGCCGUCGAACACCACGUAAAAUACGAGUACCAAUUCGUCGACACGCGCUCCAUAGUCAUGGGCCAAAUCCAAACCGAAACAGCAUACUACCAGCCUAACCCAGACGCCACCAUCCCCUUCCCUGAGAACCCCGCUUUAAAUGACCCAGUCUUCACGCCUAGUGCUAAUUCAUCCGUAAACGCAGCGUCAGGCUGGGGUCUCCGUAUCGUGCGCUCGAACAACAUUCUCGGCUAUGGCGUUGGCUUGUAUUCGUUCUUCGAUAACUACUCGACGAAUUGCUCGCAAAUUGGUGCUGGAGCGCGUUGUCAGACGCGUAUUUUGUCUAUUGAGGGUGAUAGGCAUUCGUAUGAUGUCGUGCUGUAUAAUUUGAAUACCGUUGGUGCGACGGAGAUGAUCACGAGAGAUGGCGUUGAUUUGGCGAGUAAUGUGGAUAAUAACUCGACGUUUGUGGAUACUAUUAAUGUCUUUAGGAUCGGGAGCUUUGGCCUCUGA
Cucurbitaria berberidis CBS 394.84 is the source of this 2574-nucleotide messenger RNA. RefSeq names its product glycoside hydrolase family 55 protein. Gene Ontology annotation, molecular function: polygalacturonase activity. The record is from RefSeq and is a predicted model, not a curated record. The transcript has 3 exons. Bases 28 to 2574 code for a protein of 848 amino acids. NCBI's taxonomy places the organism in Eukaryota, Fungi, Ascomycota, Dothideomycetes, Pleosporales, Cucurbitariaceae.